This is a messenger RNA of Sordaria macrospora k-hell, 2568 nucleotides long. RefSeq lists its product as uncharacterized. Gene Ontology annotation, biological process: DNA-templated transcription initiation. NCBI's taxonomy places the organism in Eukaryota, Fungi, Ascomycota, Sordariomycetes, Sordariales, Sordariaceae. The record is from RefSeq and is a predicted model, not a curated record. Gene Ontology annotation, cellular component: transcription factor TFIID complex.
AUGUUCAGCCUCGUCAGGUCCCUCAGCAGUUGCAACAACAACAACAACAACAACAAACAACAACAACAACAACAACAACACUGGACUGCAACCUCUCUUGACAACAACAACAACAACAACAAAAACAACAACAACAACAACAACAACACUGGACUGCAACCUCUCUUGACAACAACAACAACAACAACAAAUGUGCAACAACAACAGCAACAACAUGCCCCACAGCAGACCCAACCACAACCGCAGCAGCAGCAGCCGCCGCAGCAGCAACGUGUGCAGCAGCAGAUUCAUCAGCAAGGGCAUCCUCAAGCUCAAACACACCAGCAACACGCGCAACAACCUCAACACCCCCAGCAUCCUCAACAGCAUAUCCAACAGCCGCAACAACAGCAACAGCAACAUCAUCCACAACUCCAGCAUCCCCAAGCUCAGUUGCAACCGCCUCAGAUCCAACAGGGGCAUCCGAGCCCGCAAGCUCACCAACAACAGCAGUUUGCUCGUCCUCAACACACGCCCUCCCCGGCACCCACCACUCAAGCCCAAUUCUCGAUGCCGCCGUCUCAGCAACGUACACAGCCCGUCACUGGUCCUGCUUCCCAGCCGGGUUCACCUUACGUGCCUCAGAACUACGCCACUACUCCUCAGUCGAACGCGGCCCCGACACCGCCAGCUGCUAGCCCCAAGUUCACGACGACACAGUCGCCUGGUCUGCAACAAUACAACCAGUCUUUCACAAACGGAAGCGCUUCUCAGCCAUCCACACCGUUGGCUGUGCCUUCCCCGGGUCCAACCCCGGCUACAACCCCUGGACCAGGUCCUACUGUUCAACAUGGCGCGGGCUUGCAGAUGCCUGAGAGUAGGCUAUCUAUGCCUCCAGUCCAACCGGCUUCAACAACGCCUGGCCCAGUAACACCUGGCUUGGCAACGCCAUCAUUAGCUCCGCCUAAUUUGUCCGCCCAUGGGCCCACAACUCCUCAGCAAGCCCAUGCCAUGGGGGUCCAGGCCGCUCAGAAUACGCAGAACCAGCAGUAUACGACGGCUACCAUGGCACCUAUUGGCCCACCACCACCAGCUCCGACAACUCCCGCCGGCGGUGCCAUGGGCCCCCCUCAGAAGCCUGUUGAGCGACCGGUGAAGGAAACUGAAUAUGAUGUUACCGACUCUUUGGCUGGUACCGGUGUCGAUUUGCGUGCUGAGGAGCAGGCAUUGGCCGACUACUAUGCGGGAUCUUUCUCUCAGGACGCCAGGACCGGCCUGCCCGCGAACCCACCAGGAACUAAGGCUUCUUUCUACGGUGCUGGGUGGGCCAACCAGACGUCGCAGCCUCUCGACGGCAAGAGCCAGGAGGAGUUUGAGAAGGAGUUGGCAAAGAAAGCUUGGGAUGAAGCGGCACAUCGGUUGGCUCUGACAAGGGCAAAUGAGAUGAAAACGCCUUUCUUAGAGGUGCCCGCACUACACUGGAAGGCGCAAAAGAUUGCCAAGGAGUACGGCUUGGAGCUCAACAGCGAGCUCAAGGGCGGCAGUGCGGUCAACAAGAGCAAACCAGCCAACGACCCUUCGUCAACGCAGCCCAAAGUCACGGUGAGCACAAAGACGGGCGAAGGUGGUGCUCUUGUUGCUGUCUACAACACCUGGAUCCCGCAUGAUUCAUAUCUGAGUGAUCAAAUAGCCUUAUUGUCGAUUGCUACAAAGCACAGGAUUCGGCAGAUCAUUGAGUCUGCGCAUACCGUUGCGAUCAACCGCCAGACGACAUCUCGUGGAGAGGUUCCGGCGGAAUGGGCUGAUGUGGCCGUGCCUUUGAAGACGGGGCUUAAUGAAGCCAUUCAAGAAGGCAUGGAAGCCGCCGCUGGCGUCGGUCCUCAGCCCAAUCCCCUGAAGCGCUCCUACGACGCUGCCAAACUCAGCGACCCCAACAUUAACAAAAAUAUCCUCACCACCGCCCUGCGCGAAACUGCCCGCGCCGACCGCAACCUCGAAGAAGCCCGUCUCCGCAAGCGCCAAAAGCGUCAAAACCCAGACAUAGCAGCUGGCGGUACCGGCUCUCGUGCCGGCUCCGUGGCUCCGGGUACUCCCACAGCCGCCGACAUGGACGGCAAGCUGCUCUCAAAGAAGGAACUCAAGCGCGGCGCGGCAGCCGCCAAGCUAGCCGAAGCCUCCUCCACCGCCUCAGCCAACCAAACCCUCAACGCCAUCAUGGGCGGCUUCGGUCGCAAGAAGGGCAAGUCCUACUCAUGGAUGAACGCCGGCGCCGGCGGCGGUGGUGGAGGUGGCGGAUCAGGUGCUAGCACUCCCCGCACAUCUCUAGGUGGUGAUGGUCUUUCCACGCCAGCUGGCAAGGGUGGCGCAGGGGGAGGAGGAGCGGCGGAUAACAAACCGCAGCAACUUACCUCGGAAAAUCAGAAGAAUCGUCUUGGCAUGUGGAGAGAGAAUGCAGACCAAGGGAAGAAUAUCCAGCUGAGAGAUUACCUGGCGGCGCUGGAGAUGGAUGGGAUUGAAGUAAGAGCUAUCCAGGAGGCGUAUACACGGCUUGAUGAGCCGCCAAGGACAAAGGUGGAUGAGGUUAAGUAG